UGUUUCCGGUAUAGAUGCAGGCUCUAGCCUCCAGAUGUGUUGUUGACGCUGUGUGAUGGCUCCAGUGUUUCCUGCAGAUGUCCAGCAGCUGUUGGUGAUAAAAGAAGAGAUUCCCUAUGAAUGCAGCCCUAAUCUGGACCAUCAUGACGCAGAGUUUCUUCACAUAAAGGAGGAACAGGAGGAACUCUGGAAAAGUCAAGAGGGAGAACAGCCCAGUGGGCUGGAGGACAAUAUCUCUGGGUUCCCAUUCACUGCUGUUCAUGUGAAGAGUGAAGAUGAUGAUGAGAAACCUCAGUUCUCAACGCUUCAUCAAAGCCAAACUGAAAACAGCAGAGAGACAGAGCCUCCAGCUAGCAGCUCAGCUGAACAGAUAAAAACAGAAAUCAGUGAAGAAGACAGUGGACCACCAGAAUCACAUGCAAACUGUCAUUUACAAUCUAAUACUGAUGGAGAGACUUCAGAGUCUUCUGAGACGGAAGUCAGUGAGGACGAUGAUUGGCAGGAACCUUUGUCAGAUUUUGGACCAGAAACUGAUGACAACGACAGCGGGUUAAACAACAGCAGAGGGUCAAGUGUAAAUAAGGAUGUGGGAUUUAAGAUUGCAAAACAGUCUUUAGGUUGCUCUGAGUGUGGUAAACAGUUUGUCUGCAAGCAGUCUCUUCGGAAGCAUGUGACAUGUCACUCAGAAAAAAGGUCUUCCAACAGUUUGGUUAAUGAGAAACAUUGUAGAGUGGAUCAAAACUGUGAUUCUCAUAUGACCAUCCACACAGGAGAGAAAUCAGUUAGCUGUGACGAUUGUGGUAAAAGAUUUAAUCAAAUGAGAGAUCUUAAAAUACACACACGGGUCCACACAGGAGAAAGACCAUUUGAUUGCAGUGAGUGUGGCAAAAGAUUUAGAUAUCAAGGAAGUUUGUAUGUACACAUGAGACUCCAUGGUGGAGAGAAACCAUUUUCUUGUAAUAAAUGCGGUAAAAGGUUUAACCUCAAGACAAAUCUUAACAGACACUUAAGAUCCCACACUGAAGAGAAACCGUUUAGCUGUCACAUUUGUGGACAAAGAUUUAACUAUAAAAGAAAUCUUAACAUGCACAUAAGAGUGCACACAGGAGAGAAACCUUUUAGUUGUGACGAUUGUGGACAAAAAUUUAACCAAAACAGAGAUCUUAGGAGACACAUGAGAGUUCACACAGAAGAGAAACCGUAUGUCUGUGGCGAUUGUGGUAAAAAAUUUAGUUAUCAGUGUAAUCUGAAGAGACACAUGGCACUUCACAAAGGAGAGAAACAUUUUACUUGUGGGGUUUGUGGUAACAGCUUUAACAGAGAGGGGAAUCUAAAGAUACACAUGAGAGUCCACACAGGAGAGAAACCAUUUGGCUGUGACACUUGUGGUAAAAGGUUUAACCAAAAGAUACAUCUUGAGACGCACAUCAGAGUUCACACAGGUGAGAAACCUUUUGACUGUGAGUUUUGUGGCAAAAGAUUUAGACACCAGUGUAAUCUAAAGAUACACAUGAAAGGUCACACAGAAUAGUUUAGUAAUAGAUACAAAUUGAAUUUCAGCUGUUCCUUUAUUCGCAAGGGGUUGCCACAGUUUUUACACAUACCCUUGCUUACGCAGUUGUUCCACAUUUUAUUCAUGUUACAGUUUUACUUCAAAAUGUAUUACAUUUA
Pundamilia nyererei is the source of this 1671-nucleotide messenger RNA. Its product is annotated as zinc finger protein 501-like. The record is from RefSeq and is a predicted model, not a curated record. NCBI's taxonomy places the organism in Eukaryota, Metazoa, Chordata, Actinopteri, Cichliformes, Cichlidae. Gene Ontology annotation, molecular function: RNA polymerase II cis-regulatory region sequence-specific DNA binding; DNA-binding transcription activator activity, RNA polymerase II-specific. The coding region runs from base 56 to 1531 and encodes 491 amino acids. Gene Ontology annotation, biological process: regulation of transcription by RNA polymerase II. The transcript is spliced from 2 exons. Gene Ontology annotation, cellular component: nucleus.